Messenger RNA from Malus domestica (apple), 3310 nucleotides. Its product is annotated as scarecrow-like protein 33. Gene Ontology annotation, biological process: regulation of DNA-templated transcription. Gene Ontology annotation, molecular function: DNA-binding transcription factor activity; sequence-specific DNA binding. Gene Ontology annotation, cellular component: nucleus. The record is from RefSeq and is a predicted model, not a curated record. Lineage: Eukaryota; Viridiplantae; Streptophyta; Magnoliopsida; Rosales; Rosaceae.
CAGGACUCUCUGACUCCCAUUAAGAUAAAAGCGGCGUUCCAAGAACGUUCGUGACGCCGGUCACGCCCACCAGCUUAUAAAUAUUAGAAAAACUCACCCCGCAAUGUUUAGUUUGGUUGACCGCCGCUUCUUGUCUCAAAUCUCAACGCUUUUCUUCAAGGUACGCUAGUCCUUUUCUGUUCAUCUUGCUCUCUGUCGUCCUAUUCGGUAAAGGUUCGAUCUUUGCUUGUUCAUAGAGCCUUCCACUUGAUACCCCUUGCUUCCUGUGCAAUAAAUCUGCAAAAACUCUGAUGGGUUAUCGAUGUUUUUCAAUUUCCCUGAUGGGUUUUUGAGGGUUUUCUAUUUUGCUUCUGAUUUGUUCUUGUUAGUAUGCUUUAUUCCUUGAUGGGUUCCUUCUGACUUUGUCGGUGAGAUUAAAUCUUUGAAUUUCAUCAUUUUGUGUGUUGGAUCUCUAAGUUUUAGAGGGGUUUUAGAGAUUACAAUUGUCCCAGAUACUGUGUUUUUCUGUGAUUGUUAUGGAUCAUCCAACUUUCAAUGGAGUUCCUGAUUACAUGAAUGGUUUUAGUAUUGAUGACCUAGCCUUCUCACCCAAUUCAACUCAAUUCCCAAAUCUCAUAAAUGAAUAUCAAUUUAACCAGCUCUCUCCGGAUCUUAACUUUAUGGAUAAUCGUUUUUUCACUCCACCCGAUUUCGAACAGGGUAAUAUUGUUCCUAAAGUUAGUGUGACCACAUUUGGAGAGUCGUUUGUUCCAUCUAAUAGUUUGAGUCCACCAGAUGAAGGCUCAUUUUCACUGCCUAAUACUUUGAGCCCUGGAGGAGGAGACACAUCCUCCGAUGACAGUGAUUUCUCCGAAUCUGUUUUCAAAUACGUAAACCAGAUUCUUAUGGAAGAGAAUAUAGAGAAAAAGCCUUGCAUGUUCUAUGAUCCAUUGGGUCUUCGUAUGACUGAGAAAUCGUUCUACGAUGUUCUUGGUCAACAGUACCCCUUUUCACCCAAUCAGCAACCCCUUUAUAUCAAUCCGAAUGUUGAGAGUCCCGAUGGUAAUAUUUCUGGGAAUUGUACUGAUUGUAGUGGUAGUACUAAUUCUGGUACUAGCAAUUCCAUUGAUCCUCAAUGGGUUGGCGAUCUAGGAGACCAAAAAUCUUCUUUUCCACAAACUUCCCUUCCCAAUGACUACCCUUUCCAGUUUAAUUCAAAAUCCAGUUCACAGUUGUCUGUUCCUCUGGAAAAUGGCAUGACUAGGCUUGGUGAUGGGCUGCGUGUUGGUGAUGAGCAGCAUGUUGAUAAUGUGCUGCAGGGCUCUUCUAUAGAAGAGUUUGUGGCUCAGAAUAUAUUUACAGAUAGUGAUUCUAUCUUUCAGUUUCAGAGAGGGUUAGAGGAAGCUAGUAAAUUCCUUCCGAAAAGCACUAAGUUGCUUGUUGAUCUGGAAAGCAACACAGUGUCUCCAGAAGUGAAAGCACAUGUGCCGAUAGUUACUGUCAAGAAAGAAAAGAGUGAGAGGAAGAACUUACUUAAUGGGUCAAAGGGAAGAAAGAAUCACAAGCGGGAAGAUGUUGAUCUCGAAGAAGGGAGGAGUAGCAAGCAGUCUGCAGUUUAUUUAGAAGGGACUCAAGAGAGUGAAUUAUCUGAGAUGUUUGACAAGGUGUUGCUUUGUCCUGGCGGAAAUAAUGAAUCUCAGUGUGACAAUGUUGCUUUUAAGAAUGAAGCAAGCAAGACCUUGCAGCCAAAUGGACAGGCACAAGGAUCUAAUGGUAAUGGUGGGAAGGCUCGUGGUAAGAAACAAGGAGAUAAGAAGGAAGCCGUGGAUUUGCGGAAUCUCCUGAUUUUAUGCGCACAAGCCUUGUCAACCAAUGAUUUUAAAACCACCAGUGAACUGCUAAAGAAGGUUAGGCAGCACUCUUCUCCUAACGGUGAUGGAUCUCAAAGAUUGGCUCACUUCUUUGCAAAUGGUCUUGAGGCUCGUAUGGCUGGUACUGGCACUGGAACCCAAAUGUUUUAUACGUCCCUUGCUUCCAAAAGGACACCAGCUGUUGAGAUUUUGAAAGCUUACCAAGUUCAUCUUUCUGCUUGUCCCUUCAAGAGAAUGUCAAUUUUCUUCAAAAACAAGAUGAUUUUGAAGAUGGCCGAGAAAGCAACAACCCUUCAUAUUGUCGAUUUUGGUAUCCUGUAUGGUUUCCAGUGGCCCAUCCUCAUCCAGCAUCUUUCAAAGAGAGCUGGAGGACCUCCGAAGCUACGCAUUACAGGGAUAGAGGUUCCCCAACCUGGGUUUCGUCCAGCAGAGUGGAUUGACGAGACUGGACGUCGCUUGGCAAGAUAUUGUGAGCGUUUUAAUGUGCCUUUUGAGUACAAUGCGAUAGCUUCACAAAACUGGGAAUCCAUCCAACUGGAGGACCUCAAGACUGAAAGGAACGAGGUGCUUGCUGUGAAUUCUAUGUUACGGUUCAAGAACCUACUUGACGAGACAGCUGAAGUGAACUGUCCAAGGGAUGCUGUUCUAAAACUAAUAAGAAGGAUGAAGCCAGAUAUUUUUGUGCACUCUAUUAUCAAUGGUUCCUACACUGCCCCUUUCUUUGACACUCGAUUUCGGGAGGCUCUCUUCCACUACUCUGCCUUGUAUGAUGCAUUUGAUAUUAAUAUACCCCGUGACAAUGAAGAGAGGUUGAUGUUUGAGAGGGAGUUCUAUGGCAGGGAAGUUAUGAAUGUAAUAGCAUGUGAGGGCGUAGAGAGGGUUGAGAGGCCUGAGACAUACAAGCAGUGGCAGGUUCGAUGCAUGAGGGCUGGGUUGCAGCUGCUGCCAGUGGACCAAGGUCUACUGAAGAUUUUCAAGGAUAAGGUGAAGGCAUGGUACCACAAGGACUUUGAAAUUGAUCAAGAUAGUGAUUGGAUGCUCCAAGGAUGGAAGGGCCGAAUUGUGUAUGCUUCUUCUUGUUGGGUGCCAGCUUAGGAGUCUUGUAGAGUAUGCUUGAUUGAACUUCUUUGAGAAUUGCAGGAAAGGAUGAUCGACAAACUGGGCAGAGGUCAUUGGUGGUAAUACGGUAAUACCUUCUCGCAGAAGAACAUUAACAACACGACUCCUUUUUCUGUGUGGUUCAGAGGUCUUUUUUUUCGUUUUUUAUAUUAAUGGUUUGUCUACUUCAUGUUGCUAAUGAAAAUUAGAGCAUAAUGUAAAUGCUUGGCUUCGUUAGUAUUUCGUUGCUUGUAGGGUAAUGUGUAUAUAUAUGUUGGCUUCGUUAGUAUUUCGUUGCUUGUAGGGUAAUGAAAAUUAUAGCAUAAUAUAUUUUUGAUAUUUUUCUUCUUCUUUUUUAUAUA